Paramecium pentaurelia is the source of this 1449-nucleotide messenger RNA. The record is from the annotation of a GenBank genome assembly. Lineage: Eukaryota; Ciliophora; Oligohymenophorea; Peniculida; Parameciidae.
AUGAAUUUUCUAAAAAAUGUUGACUUCUUUGGUGUUCCUUUUUUACAAAAUAUAAAUCAGCAACAAACAUUGUAUAAAAGCGCAUUAGGAGGGUUUUUAAGUGUAUUUAUUGGCAUCACAAGCUUGGCUUAUUCAUUUUGGAUAAUUUAUUUAUGGAAUAGUAAUUAAAUGAGUCCAAAGAUUUCUAAUUCAAAGUAUGUUUCUGAUUAUUCUCUACUAAAUUUCAACUCAGGGAAAAUCAGUGUUUAUUAUGAAGCUUAUGAAGGAGUAAUAGAUCCUUUUCAAUCACGAAUUUUACUACCUUUAGUAAUGUAUACGGAAAAUUUUCUUCCUACAUAGAUAAAACUGAUUGAAGAUAGUGUAGAUGCUUCUAAUGGAAAAUUGUAUGUACCAAAUUUAGAUUUGGGUUAUACAUUUAUUGAUGGGUAUUAAUAAACAUCGAAAUAAAUGUACAUAUUCAUAUCACUUUGUGAAGAAAAGUAUUUAAAAGAAGAUGAAAAAUGUGGUUCAGCCGAAUUAAGGGAAUAAUUUUUUCAACAGCGCAUUAAUUUUUUUGGUGUACAAGUAGAAUCAACAACUUUAGAUUCUAGAGAUGGAUCAGAAUAAAUAACAAUUUAAGAUAUAUAUAUUGAACUUGAAUAGUAGAGUUGCUAUUCAAUAAGUACAUUUCUUGAGACCAAUUUUUAUGAAAUUUAAGAUUAUUUAUUAUUUGGAACUUCUAAAUAAAAGGAAUAUAUUAGUGGUGCAAAAGUAUAAACUCAAUCUCUUUCAUCAGAAAGAUGUAAAUUAACCUAUUAAAAUGAAGCAUUGGCUGUAAUCUAUGUUGCAAUGAAUGGAACAUAAACAAAAACAAUAUUUUAAUAUCCAAAAUUGGGAGAUCUUUUAGCAAACAUAGGAUCUAUUAUAUCAAUACUCUUCAUGUUUAAAUAUAUCAUUAUCUAUAUGAAUCAAUAUUCAUUAAACUAAAAAGUAUUAUCUGAUUUGAUGAAUUUAUAUUAUCCAGAAUUUAAAAAUAUUAAAAUCAUUAAAAAUUGGAGAUUUAAAGUAACAAAAAUUACUCUAAAUCAUGUCUAAGUAGAUUAGAUUGAGUAUUAUAAAAUUUAUGAUAAGAUUAAAAAGUAAAUGCAAUAGAAACUAAGUUAUAUGAAUUUAUUGUAUGAAAUAUCAAGAAUAUAUCUUAUAAUAAGAUCCAUUAAAUUAAGAGAUGAACUUUUAAAAUCUCAUCAAAUAGGAAUUAAAUUAAAUCUUUCAACUGUUAAAGAAGAUAAUUAUCUUUCAAAUUAUAGGUCUGAUUAAAAAAUUAAUACAUAAGCCGAACCUUUUAUUUUGAAUGAAGAUGAUGCUGAAUUGUUAUCACUUUCAAAAAGGGGAAACCAAAAAUAUAUUGAAACGAUUCCUGAGGAAAUCUAUAAUGAAGUAGAUUAUUAUUAUCUAAAUAAAAUAAUUUGA